Eimeria necatrix is the source of this 348-nucleotide messenger RNA. RefSeq lists its product as hypothetical. Gene Ontology annotation, cellular component: anaphase-promoting complex; nucleus. The record is from RefSeq and is a predicted model, not a curated record. Lineage: Eukaryota; Apicomplexa; Conoidasida; Eucoccidiorida; Eimeriidae. Bases 1 to 348 code for a protein of 115 amino acids. Gene Ontology annotation, molecular function: zinc ion binding; cullin family protein binding; ubiquitin protein ligase activity. Gene Ontology annotation, biological process: protein ubiquitination; anaphase-promoting complex-dependent catabolic process. The transcript is spliced from 2 exons.
AUGGAGGUGGAGUCAGCAGGGCCGAGCGGCGCUGCAGCAGCGCCUGAGGCGGCCGCUGGCCCCUCCGACCUCUCGGGGUCCAGCAGCAGCAGCGCCGCCGCCACCAGCAGCAGCAGCAGCAGCAGCAGCAGCAGCAGCAGCAGCAGCAGCAGCAGCAGCAGCAGCGUGCCCGAGCGGCGCUUCGAAGUCAAGAAGUGGAGUGCUGUGGCCCUCUGGGCUUGGGACAUUGUGGUGGACAAUUGUGCAAUUUGCAGAAACCACAUAAUGGACUUGUGCAUAGAGUGCCAGGCCAACCAGCAGCACCGGCAGCAGCCGACAGAACAGCAGCAGCAGCAGCAGCAGGCAUAG